GGGAGGAGAAGGGAGGCGUGUGCUGUCUGCAGAUCUGUUGUCACUUUUACUCCACCCCAGAGUCUCAGCCGUUCGGAUUCACUAUAGCUGCCGGAGAGGAGGCGAUGCGAAAGAGCCGGGUCCUGUUUCUAUAGCGGGAGGCUUUAGUAGAAUAGUGGGAGCAGGGGAGAUAGCGGGGGAGGGGAUGAAGAAUAAAUCGGGCGAAAGGGUGAAUGGCCUGUUCCUUUUGCAAGUAGAUAUUAUGAAGAGUAGAAUUGAAAGGGAUUUUGAAUGAUUGGUUCCCUGCACACACAGCUAGAACCAGACAGAGCGCUGGAAGAAAUCGCCUUAGACUGUCAACUUGAUGCACAACCUUCAGCGAAAAAGGCAAUCUGCAGCCUCUUUUAAACACAAGAUUUUUAACAAGCAGCACUUGCAGAGAGGAGGACAAAGAUUUCAACUGACGCAGGCGCCAAGCCCACUACGCGAAGUAUUGGAUUUAUAAUCCAUAGACAUAGGUUGAAAAGAAGCAGCGUAAAAUGGGCACCGUUUUGUCUCUGUCUCCCAGCUCGCGAAGAUCGAGUUUAUUUGAGGAUGGUACCGAUUCCAAGUCUUUGAGUCACUACCACGCCAUUCAAAGUGCCAAAAACAAUGGUCAGAAGGACAAGAACCUGAAGCGUCACUCCAUGUUUAUCCCUGCCUUGACUUGGAAGCGCCUGGUAGCCUCAACCAAGAAGAAAAGCUCCAGGAAAUCCAACCCGAGUAACUACCACCACCAGAAUGACGUGGUGCACCUCAACAGUGAAAACGUGAAGAAGUCUCUUUCCUGUGCCAAUCUUUCCAGCUAUGAACUCCAGGUACCCAGUGACCCUUUGAGCACCAAACAACUCUCUUCCAUCAAGAAGGUCUCAUCUCAUAACAGUGGAGCAGGAUCGCCCAAACGUGUUAUAGUCCAGGCAUCCACCAGUGAGUUGUUGAAGUGUCUGGGAGAGUUCCUCUGCCGGCGGUGCUACAGGGUCAAACACUUGUCCCCGACUGAUCCUGUUCUUUGGUUGCGCAGUGUUGACCGCUCCCUAUUGCUUCAAGGCUGGCAGGACCAGGCAUUUGUCACGCCAGCCAAUGUGGUCUUUGUCUACUUGCUUUGUAGAGAUGUCAUCGAUGGGGACCAGGUGGCCACAGAGCAUGACUUGCAAGCCACCCUCUUGACCUGCCUGUAUCUGUCCUACUCCUACAUGGGCAAUGAGAUCUCCUACCCGCUGAAACCUUUUUUGGUAGAGACUGCCAAGGAUGCUUUUUGGGACCGGUGCCUUCGUAUUAUUAACACCAUGAGUACCAAAAUGCUGCAGAUCAAUGCUGAUCCUCACUAUUUCACACAGGUCUUUGCGGAUUUGAAAAAUGAAGGAAAUCAAGAUGACUUUAGCAGGAUUUCUGUUACUUUAGAUCGGUGACUGAUGGAGGAAAAAAGGCCUCCGUACGAGAUCUGCCAGAGAGUUGCUGGUAUCGUUAAAUAAUUUAGAGUGUCCCUCCUACUGGUUUGCAUAGGAAGCUUCUGUGAUCUGUUAACGGUUGACAUUGAAAAUGUUAGACCUUUUUGCUUUUAUCAUUGUUUGUGAAAGGGAAAAUGAUUUUCAUUUUCCUUUUUGUAUCGUAAGAAAAGAGAUGAAGUACAAAGGAUUAAAAUGGGUAUCUGUGCAAUGCUUUUCAAACUUUAGUAUGGGGACCUAAUGUAAAUAUUUGCCUAGGCAUUCUGUGGAUCUGCCCCUUUCAAGGGUUGAUGAUUGUUGGCAUGGCCGAUCCCUGUUUUCUAAAAUAAGAUCAAAUGGAAACAUUAAAAUGAUUGUACAUCAUUAAAUGCAAUUUUUACAUAAUGGAAAUAGCAUAACAAGGCACCCAAUACAGAAAAUUUACAUAACUGGAUUCACUAGAGACUUAAGAAGCUUGAGGGAAAACUAUAAUAUUUUGGUAAUGGCAGUCUCUCUUUAAACAGCCCUACUCAGUAUUUAUAUUUUUUAGAAAAUUGGCACAUCACACUUUUCUGAAAAUCUUUAAAAUGGAAAGCUGCUAUUUUAUAGUGAGUAUAAUCUCUCAGUACUUAAUGAGGUCAUGGGCUGGCAGAUGUAAUAUUUUAUCCAUCCUUUUGCACCUUCAGCCUUUGUGGAUUUGGAUCAAUUUUCCUGUUUUCUCCUUCACCCUUGUACAGACCCACACAUGCACACCCAAUCUUCCCAAACCAACUGAAUCAGUGAAUCUGUUAGCAGUGAAUCUCAGAUAGACCUCUACCUAUUCUGUAACCUGGGGAGGAGCAAUACAGUUUCUUAUCAAAUGUAUGCAAAGUGAAAUCACUUCUUAUGAUCAUCACUUACAGAAUCCAAAGCAUUUAACCACAUGACAUCCCACUUCCAAUCCCUCCAGCCAGCCAAAGAUCCUCGUUUCCCUCCUGUCUCCAUUUUAUUUUAAUAACUUGAUGGAGAGUAAAUGCAUUUUAAAUGCUCCAAUGGUUUUUCUUCCAUGUUGCUGUAAAAUGUCAGGAGAUUUAAUCCUUAAUGCUUGAGCAUUCAGCACAAACCUGAAAGGUUGGCAAUCCAAAAUGCUAACACCAGCUUUGGGUAAGGAAGAUGAGGGAUGGGGAUCUCAUCAGAGCCAAAAACUGGGAGCUUGUAAAUAGCUUGAUUGCCUGUUUUGAUUAUGGUGGGAAAAUCCCUCCUACUAUUAAAAGAUUGAAGUGACAUGCUUCUGAAACAUUGAAUGGUACAUUCUAGUUAUAUCACUUGUCUAGUUUACAAAAAAAAAAGUCUGCAUGAAGUUGCUUAUGGGUUUUAAUUUUUUUGGCCCACUGCACUGGUAUUUUUUAAUUCAAAGUUAGCAGAACUCCUGUGGAAUUACUCAGGAGUAGUCCAGAGUUUCUGAUAUUUAGCUGGUAUAAUACAUUUAACUAAGCCUGACCAUUCUUUUAAAGCCAAUGUUCACAUAAAUCCUGUGGAGAAAUAGGUAUCUCCAAGUCAUCAUAGCUGUUUAAGUUUUUGGCUCUUGUUCAAGAGAACCCAGUAUCAGCUUUGAGGCAGUCGGCUUUCCUUUCUCUUUGUGAUUCAAAUGUAGCUAAAUAAGAUGGAUGCAUGUUAGAUAGAAAAGUCUCCUCUAGUUUAAAGAUAGCUGGAUCCUCCCUAUGCUUGCUUCCAACCAGAGAUUUACAGCCUUUAUCUGGAGGGUUUGGGAAUAGGUAAUUGGAACAUCUUGGGGAUUGCAAUUAAGAUGUUCAUGCAUGAAAAAUAAAAGGGAAGCUACCUUUUGAAAGUUAAUAACAUCACAGGAAAUCUUCUAUGGCCCUUUGACCUUCCAAGAGAUGUCACUUAGGCCAAUGCUGCUAAUAAAUUUUGGAAUAUCCUAUGUAAAUAUGAUGCUACUGUGAAUGUGAGCAUUUGUAUUGGAGAUUUUUUUAUUUAAAUUGUUGUCAAUGUAAACUAACUUAAUCACCUUUCUCAAAUCUCUUUUGCCAGUAUUUGAGAAUAGGUUAUAUUUGUCAGUGUUAUUUAAUUACUUUCUUCUCUACUGUGAGUUGGUAAUGUUGCAUGAACAGUUUUGAAUUUUGAGACCUUCCACCUUGAAUGUGUUUGCUCAGAUUGACUGCCAGGAGAUGUAUUUUUGUUUUAAAACUUGCUCCUUUGCUUAAAUUAUUGCUUCAUUUCUGAAAAGUUAUGUUUAGAAUAUGUGUUCAAGAUGGUUGGAGCUUGUAAACCAAAAAAAAUGCAUAUGUCAAUCUUGUUUGUUUACUUUCUGAUUCUUUAAAUAACCAGGUUGGCUGGAAUUAAAAGAAGAAAUUCAUAUGCUGAGAUUCUGAAAUAAAAACAGGAAGUUCAAAGCAAA
Messenger RNA from Pristis pectinata (smalltooth sawfish), 3840 nucleotides. RefSeq names its product cyclin-dependent kinase 5 activator 1-like. Gene Ontology annotation, molecular function: cyclin-dependent protein serine/threonine kinase activator activity; protein kinase binding. Lineage: Eukaryota; Metazoa; Chordata; Chondrichthyes; Rhinopristiformes; Pristidae. The record is from RefSeq and is a predicted model, not a curated record. The transcript is spliced from 2 exons. Gene Ontology annotation, biological process: brain development; activation of protein kinase activity; positive regulation of cyclin-dependent protein serine/threonine kinase activity. Gene Ontology annotation, cellular component: protein kinase 5 complex; cytoplasm. The coding region runs from base 519 to 1427 and encodes 302 amino acids.